AUGUGUGCCUGCCCAAGAACAUUUGAUGAACAACAGUUACAGCUUCCUCAGGCUCAAAAGCUUGCUGACGAUCAGGGAUUGGUUUUGAUGACCACUGUUGCCAUGCCAGUAUUUAGUAAGCAAAAUGAGACUAGAGCGAAAGGCAUUCUUCUGGGAGUUGUAGGCACAGAUGUCCCUGUGAAAGAACUGUUAAAGACUAUUCCAAAAUACAAGUUAGGUAUUCAUGGAUAUGCAUUUGCAAUCACAAACAAUGGAUACAUUCUGACUCAUCCAGAACUCAGGCCUCUGUAUGAAGAAGGAAAAAAGCGAAGAAAGCCGAACUAUAGCAGCGUUGAUCUUUCAGAGGUUGAAUGGGAAGACAGGGAUGAUGUGCUUCGCAAUGCAAUGGUGAAUCGGAAAACAGCAAAAUUCUCCAUGGAAGUGAAGAAAACAGUGGACAAGGGGAAGCGGGUUUUGGUGAUGACAAAUGACUACUAUUACACAGACAUCAAGGGGACUCCUUUCAGUUUAGGUGUCGCUCUUUCUAAAGGACAUGGCAAAUAUUUCUUCAGAGGAAAUGUUUCAAUAGAAGAAGGGUUGCAUGAUUUAGAGCAGCCUGAUGUAUCUUUGGCAGAUGAAUGGUCCUACUGCAAUACCGACGUGCACCCUGAGCACCGCCAGAUGAGUCAAUUGACAGCUAUUAAAAACUACCUCACAGGAAAAGAGCCAUUACUUCAGUGUGAUAAGGAAUUGAUACAAGAAGUAUUGUUCGAUGCAGUAGUGAGUGCACCAAUAGAAGCUUAUUGGACCAGUCUUGCACUAAACAAAUCAGAAAAUUCAGACAAGGGAGUAGAGGUUGCUUUCCUUGGAACUCGUACAGGUUUUUCUCGUGUCAAUUUAUUUGUGGGCCCAGAACAACUAACUAACCAAGACUUCUUGACAGCUGAAGACAAGGAGAAUAUUUUCAAUGCUGAUCACUUUCCACUUUGGUACAGAAGGGCUGCUGAGCAGAUACCAGGAAGCUUUGUAUACUCCAUCCCAUUCAGUACAGAAACUGCAAACAAAAGCAAUGUGGUGACAGCAAGUACUGCCAUUCAGCUUCUCGAUGACAGAAAAUCUCCAGUGGUCGCAGGUAGAAUUGUUGCUGCUUCUUUACAUCAAUGUUAUAAAGAGGCUUUGCUUUUUGCAUGCCACUUAGACAGCCUAUAA
This is a messenger RNA of Euleptes europaea (tarantolino), 1188 nucleotides long. RefSeq names its product voltage-dependent calcium channel subunit alpha-2/delta-3-like. NCBI's taxonomy places the organism in Eukaryota, Metazoa, Chordata, Lepidosauria, Squamata, Sphaerodactylidae. Gene Ontology annotation, cellular component: voltage-gated calcium channel complex. The transcript has 15 exons. Bases 1 to 1188 code for a protein of 395 amino acids. Gene Ontology annotation, molecular function: voltage-gated calcium channel activity. The record is from RefSeq and is a predicted model, not a curated record.